AUCACCACACACAAGUCGCAGGGACAAACAAUGCAAUCAGCCGUUAUGGACUUACAAGGCUGUAUUGGGGCCCAAGCGCCCUAUGUGAUGUUAUCUCGCGUCACAUCGCUCGAUGGUGUGCUCAUCAUGCGUCCAUUUGACGACAAAAAGAUCAUGAGCAGGCAAUCUGAGGAGAAACGGAUGGAUGACGCAAGGUUG
Messenger RNA from Coniophora puteana RWD-64-598 SS2, 198 nucleotides. RefSeq lists its product as uncharacterized. The annotation marks the transcript as partial. The record is from RefSeq and is a predicted model, not a curated record. NCBI's taxonomy places the organism in Eukaryota, Fungi, Basidiomycota, Agaricomycetes, Boletales, Coniophoraceae. The transcript has a single exon.